Rhea pennata is the source of this 2663-nucleotide messenger RNA. RefSeq names its product 7-dehydrocholesterol reductase (gene DHCR7). The record is from RefSeq and is a predicted model, not a curated record. Gene Ontology annotation, biological process: cholesterol biosynthetic process; brassinosteroid biosynthetic process. The transcript is spliced from 9 exons. Gene Ontology annotation, cellular component: endoplasmic reticulum membrane. NCBI's taxonomy places the organism in Eukaryota, Metazoa, Chordata, Aves, Rheiformes, Rheidae. Gene Ontology annotation, molecular function: 7-dehydrocholesterol reductase activity. Bases 417 to 1844 code for a protein of 475 amino acids.
CAUCCCCUAUCGCGUGUCUGCAAUUCUGCCAUUUAAGAACGUGUGUAUCCGCCGGCACGCGGGGAACGCUGUCUUAGUCCUCUGCUAACGGCUUCUAGCAGGCGGCCCUCGAAACAAGUUCGGAAUGCGAGGCCUCGAGAUGGUGGGGAAAUGCCGAGCUGGGUUCGCAUGUUUCUUCGCAUUUGUGCCUCAUCAAAGCAGCCGGAGCUGGAGCUGUGCAGAAGCCCCAGAGCAAUUUAACAGGUGCAGAGAAGCCCCGUGGCCGACGCUCCUUCCCUCUCCCCUCCUGCCAGAGCCCGAGCAAGCCUCUCCGAGUCCACGAGCUCCCUCCUUUCCCCCUGUCGGUCAAACCCGCACAGAAAGCAGCAGUGAGUUGUACUUCUCUGGAAGCACACGAUUUGCUUUUCGAGGGAAGCAUGGCAGCCCUUCAGGAGAAAAGACCUUCUGAAGAAAGAAAACACAAAAGUGUCCAAAACGGUGCUCAAACAUCUCAAGGACAGUGGGGAAGAGCAUGGGAAGUAGACUGGUUUUCUUUGGCAAGCAUCAUUUUCCUGCUCAUAUUUGCACCACUCAUCGUAUACUAUUUCAUAAUGUCCUGUGACCAGUACCAGUGCUCCCUGAUCAGUCCACUUGUUGACUUACUCAUGGGGAAUACACAUCUGUCUGACAUCUGGAACAAAACUCCUACACUGACGUACAAGGCUGCUGGCAUCUAUAUCCUUUGGGUCACUUUCCAGGUGAUUUUGUAUGUCUUCAUUCCUGAUUUCUGCCAUAAGUUUCUUCCUGGAUAUGUAGGAGGUAUACAGGAAGGUGCUGUUACUCCUGCUGGUUUAGUAAAUAAGUAUGAAAUCAAUGGACUUCAGGCUUGGAUCAUUACCCAUGUGCUUUGGUUUGCCAAUGCCUAUUACUUUCACUUCUUCUCACCUACCAUAAUUUUUGACAAUUGGAUUCCUCUUCUGUGGUGUGCCAACAUCCUGGGAUAUGUAGUUUCCACAUUUGCAAUGAUUAAAGGCUACUUUUUUCCUACUAAUGCUGAAGACUGCAAAUUCACUGGCAACUUUUUUUAUGACUACAUGAUGGGGAUUGAAUUUAAUCCUCGAAUAGGAAAGUGGUUUGAUUUCAAGCUCUUCUUCAAUGGGCGCCCUGGUAUCGUAGCCUGGACUCUAAUUAACCUUUCCUAUGCUGCUAAACAACAGGAGCUGUAUGGUCAAGUAACUAACUCCAUGAUCCUUGUCAAUGUUCUCCAGGGUAUUUACGUUUUGGACUUUUUCUGGAAUGAAGCCUGGUAUUUGAAAACCAUCGAUAUCUGCCACGAUCAUUUUGGAUGGUACUUGGGCUGGGGAGACUGUGUUUGGUUACCAUACCUCUAUACUCUGCAGGGUUUAUAUUUGGUUUAUCACCCUGUCCAACUUGGCACAGCUAAUGCUGUAGGGAUCUUGAUACUGGGAUUGUUUGGUUAUUAUAUCUUUAGAGUGACUAACCACCAGAAAGAUCUCUUUCGACGUACAAAUGGCAACUGCAAGAUAUGGGGAAAGAAACCAGAAUAUAUUGAAUGCUCCUACAUGGCUGUCGAUGGGACAAAGUACUACAGCAAACUGAUGACCUCAGGCUUCUGGGGAUGGGCACGCCAUUUCAAUUACACAGGAGAUUUGAUGGGCUCCCUAGCCUACUGCCUGACUUGUGGGUUUGCACAUAUCUUGCCUUAUUUCUACAUUGUUUAUAUGGCUAUUCUGCUAACCCACCGAUGCAUUAGGGAUGAACACCGUUGUUUCAGCAAAUAUGGGAAGGAUUGGAAGCGCUAUACUACUAAAGUGCCUUACCGGCUAAUACCAGGAAUAUUUUAAGACUAACAAAGAAUCCAAGAGAAACAAAAAAGAAAUUUUGUUGAUACAAAAAGAGCUUAUGUGAACAGUUAAACCAACAAAAAGAAUUUCUGUAGGAAACUUUUAAUGCUCUGGAUGAGAAAAGGUGACUGGACAGCAAUUUUUUGUGUACUUAAAGAAUAUGCUUCUAGUAACCAGUCACAUUUUACAUAAAGUAAAUGAAAUAAGGCACUGAAAUAGGCCGAUGUUUUUAUAAGACUAUUUUACCUGAUAAUAUUUUCCCCUCCUCUCAAAAUUAACUUGGAAUUGAAGAAAAGUUGCAUGUAUUCAUAUUCCUGAAAUCUCUCCUAUGCUGGGAAGAGGCUUUACCAUUUAAAGUAGCAGGGGUCUGGAACCAGUUUUCAGUCAGAGAGGAGUGCAGGAAAACAGGUGCUUAAUCUGUUCAUGAAAGCAGUUAUGCAACAUGGUUAUGCCUGUGACAGUCAUGGUUUACAGUCAAUAACUCUCAAAAGAAGGUUGUGGUGUUUGUUCCUUUUCAAGAGGUUGCUGGGGAAAUACUGAACCUGAUCCUAAACUGGUGCUACAGGAAGACUGGUAUAAGCGGAUAGAAAUACUUACGAAAGCAGAUGUAAAUUAGUAUAGCUGGAUAGCUGUGUUUUGUUUACAGCACUUGAGAGUUUAGUCCAUGUCCAGGUGGGUAUUAUUUGAUACUGAAACAAAAUUGCUUUGCAAAGAUACUGAGCAUACAUUGAAUUCUUUUAUGUGGAUAGAGAACUUGAUUCCCCUAUCACUUUUGCCUAAAAUAAUAUUUGUAAAACAUCAAGAAAUAAAUGCCUGGUU